CCGAAGAUGACCCACUUUUGGGGUUUUUUCGCAUUCAACUAAAAGAAUUUUUUUCUAAUUGGAAAAAAGGAAAAACACACAUAGAAGCAAAUGUGACCAAUUGAGAAAAAGUGAAAAUUAUUGUGUAAAAUAAUUCAUUUGUAUAUUUAGUGAAGUCGUAGAUGAAACAAAAAGAAAGUUUACAAGUUUAGAAAAAAAGUGAUAUACAAGUGUGAAAAAAGUAGAAACGAGAAAAAACCGUAAAAUAUUUAAAGGAAAUUUAGUCUACACACAGAAGAUUUGAAGAAGAAAAAGUGCAAAAUUCACAAAAAGCUCCAUAAAUGAGUGGUGUCUAGUUAGUUAAUAGUUUUUUUUUCUUCGUUCCUCGUCACAAUUGAGGUUUAUGGCCCCACCAUAACGGGAAUAUUGGCACACUUGCUUGGAUGGAUUUUUUUUCGUACGUUCGUUCGUUCGUUUGUCGGUUGGUUGGGUUCCCAAUAAAAUACGCGUGUGUGUAUAUGCCACAGUAGCUGCUGGUAAAUGAUUCAAGUAUGGAACGGAAACGAGGCGGAGCAGCAGAACAUUUAUUGUAGUACGGAUUUUGAAGGCGCUUGGUAUACUGAUUUUCGUUGGGAGACAGCAGAAUGAACGAAUUCCAGUGAUUACAAAAAAAGGAAUGGUGUGUGAAAAUCUGCAAAUUCCAGAAUGAAAUCUUAAGAAAAGCUCCAAGCAGAACUCAAAAGUUUGCUAAACAAUUUAUAAGUGUCCAGUGAAUGUGAAAUAAAAUUCCACAGUCUCCACUCUCUUUCUUUGCGGAUGUGUAUAUUGUUCUGUAGAUAAAUUAAUAAAACAAAAGAAGCAGCAACAACAAAAAUAUAUCCAAACAAAUUUUAAGCAAACCUCCAAUAUCCAGUAGUUAGUAGUCCAAAACAAAGCUAAGAAAUACAAAAAAUAAUUGCAUUUAUAGUAUUAAAUGUAACCUAUAAAAAAGAAUACAACAAAAAGAAGAGGAAGCAGCAGCAUAUUCAUUAAAAUUUAAAUAAAAAUAUCUAGUGUAAAGCAAAAUAAUUAAGUUCGACAAAAUCUCGCCUGUGUGUCUCAAGAGAAAGGAGUAAUUUGUCAAAAAUUUAAAAAUGUCGUAAAACAUAAGCUGAAAAAAAUCAUUUAGUUGUUUUUUGAAAAGCAUAUCGAUAAAAGUGUAAAAACUAAGAAGAAGAAGAAGCAAAGCAGAGUAGAACCAAUUCCUUCUCUAACAGGAAAAAAGUAUUACACCAACAUUUCCACACAAUCUCUUCUCCAAACGAAACCAAAAAAUAAAAGAAAAGGAACACCAAUACACACACUCUCACAAAUGCACCAUUCCGUCUCCCACUUUCUCUCACACACACAUUCACAGACACCAGCGAGAAAAUCAUUCUCUUUCCCAUACACACCGAAACUUGGAAAAAUAUAUGCAAACUCUUUGCCACACAUGGUCUUGCUCAUCACCAUCCAUUGACAGCAGCAGCAACGAGAAGAGAGUCAACAAGAACAACAACAUGUCAACAUGCUCGAUUGUCGUCUGUCGUUUGUAUUGGACACGCAUACUCGUCUAGUGUUACGACGACGGCUGCUACUGUUAUUGAAAACAACCUAAGACAGUGUUGCAUUUCUUCGUGUGCUCACUUGUCCGUUCGUUCGCUCGUGUAGUCGUGUGCUUGCCUGUGUUUUUGCGUUCACAAAUGUCGUUGACAUUUUUUUGUCAUUAUUCAACACCACCGCGCAUAACUAAACUACUGUCAUCCAACGUCAAAUGAACAAAAAAACAACACGAAUUGUCAACAGUUCGAAAAAAUAGAAAACAAUAAUAACAACCCCACAAGUUAAGCAAACCAAAACAACAACAAUAAGAAAACAACAAAAGGAAGAAACAUCACCAACAAACACGCAGCACGCUCUCUCCGACAAUCGAGGGAACUCCCCCUUAGAAUAUAGACCACAUCUACACACACACAUCCAUACACAAUUAACUAAGGACAACUCUCCAACUGGCAUUUGUAGCAGAUUCAUAUCUGCUCAGAGAAUGCCAUAUGAAAGAAUGCACCACACACAACUGCAUCAGACGACAACCGGUAACGGUAUGAUGGACUCGUUAAGCCUGCAAUUACGAGAUGCGGAAACGCGUCGUGCGGAAAUCGAGAGAGCACAUCAGGAAACCUUGGCACAAAUUCGUACACUAAGCUCCUCGGGCAGUCGUCAGGAUAUCGAAGCCAUAGAAAAUUUACAAUCUCGUGCCAGAGAAUUGGAGAAAAAGGCUGCUUUGGAAAAUGUCCGGUGCGAAGAACUGCAAAUUGAAUUAUCCGCUGCCAUGAAAACCAAAUCUGCCCGGUCCAGCAAUGAGGCAGAUCUUCACAACAUGGCCGAGAUGCGUAACGCCGCCGAAAUGAGAAAUUUAAAUGAAAUGCGUAACAUUCAAGAGAUGCGCAACAAUGCAGCGGCCGCCGCUGCUGCUGCCAACGCCGCCUCCAACAUGAGAAAUAUGUCUGAUAUGCGAAAUGCGGCCGAAUUGCGAAACAUGACCGCCUCGGAUAUGCGCAGUCUAACCGAAAUGCGAAACAUGUCAGAAAUGCGUCAAAUGGAUAUGCGAAAUGCCGCCUCAGAUAUGCGCAGCGCUGCUUCGGAUAUGCGCAAUGCCACAUCGGAUAUGCGCAACAUGUCAGAUAUGCGUUCGACAAUUGGCGGCGGUGUUUCGUCGAGUGCGCCACCUGUGUCGUCGGGCACCACCACCUCCGUGACCUGGGCGCCAACGAUCGGUCGUGAAGAUCAGGGUUCAGAGAUCGAUAUCAUAAUGGCUAAAAUUGAACAGGAUAAUCGAGUUUUGGCCGAACUAGAACAUCCCCGGACAUCAGCAGCAUUAUCAGCCAUGCCAUCAAGUUCCAUAUUGAAUACAAAUAGCGAAUUUAAAACCAUAUCAAAAACAGAACUUGAAGAAGAACUGAAUCGUUAUAAGAGAGCUGUAUUGGGUGGCACGUCCGGCGUAACGGCCGGCACAAUUGGUAGCGGUGCUUUAACUGGCUAUUCAUCGGCCCUUACCUCAAGUCUACCCAAUGGCAGUAGUGCACCCGGCGGUGUUGUAUCCAGCCUAUCGGCAACUACGGCACACGCUCCGGGCACUGGUCUAACAUCCAUAUCGGCUUUAGUGCCAAACUCAAUCGGUGGCAUUUCCUCGAGCAUGAGCAGUCAUGCCAUAACGGCUGCCGCUGCAUCGGCGGCAUAUGGCGCCGGACAUGCGGGUACCUCGACGGUGGACAAGCUGUUGAGUGGAACAAGUGGAAUCACUGGCAUUCCACCAUUGCCGGUAAAUAUUCAUACGAUGAAGUCUAUGCCAUCAGCAUUAAGUCAGAGCACAACUAUGCCUAUACUCUCGCUGAACUCGCAUAACUUACCCACGGGCACCAACAGCUACUCAGCCCUGGGGCUGAGUGGUACCGGCCCCACCGCAGGCCUGCCGCCAUUGGGUGCCUCUCUGACGCAUCCCUCAAUACCCGGCCUGGAUACGAGCGCUCUGCUGGGUACCAGCGGCUUAACUGGUCUCGGUACUGGUCUGGCUGGCACAUCUUCGCUUUAUGGUCUUGGCAGCGGCGUCAGUGGGUUGGCUCCCGGUUUGCAGAACACCUUUGGUCCACCGCCUUCAUUUCUCGAUGUUGCCUCGUCCGCAUCAUAUCCCUUUACAUCGGUUGCCCUGCGCAAUGCUACCAAAAUGAAAAUGCUGGAAGAGAUCGAUAUACCGUUGACACGUUACGGCAAUCGUAGUUCGCCUUGCUCACCGAUACCACCUAAUACCUGGGGCUUGGAUGAAUUCCAGGACAGUCUGAUGCACAGUCGAAGUGGUUUAGCUUUAGCGCCAUUGGAUUUAGAAACUCGCAAUCAUAAUUUGAACAAUGGCAUCAGUGAACCUCAAGUGGAUAUGUUGGAUAUACCUGGCAAGGGACGUUGUUGUGUAUUCAUAGCCCGUUUUCCAUAUGAUCCACCAGAGGAUGCCGAAGGUGAACUCUCAUUAUGUGCUGGCGACUAUCUGCUUGUUUGGACCAGUGGUGAGCCACAAGGUGGAUACCUUGAUGCUGAGUUGUUGGACGGUAGACGAGGCCUGGUGCCUGCUUCAUUUGUACAGCGUUUAAUAGGCGACGAUCUCUUAGAAUUCCAUCAAGCUGUGCUGUCCACUUUGCGUGAUGCCGAAGACGGUUCCAUGCAAUGUGAUUCAACGUCAUUGCCCUCAUUGCCACCACACAAUCCAUUGCUCACCCACACCCAAGAGGAUUUGGCCAGGUUAAGCGAAUCCCAUACAGAUUUGGAACAUGAUCAGGAUGACAUAAGUGAUAAUGUACCAGCCCCAAAACAUUUAACCCUGGAACGGCAACUGAAUAAAAGUGUACUGAUCGGCUGGUCGCCACCCGAACCCUGUGGCUAUAAUCUCAUCGAUAGCUAUCAUGUCUAUGUGGAUGGUGUGCUUAAAGUAACCGUCAAAGCUAAUGAACGCACACGUGCUCUUAUAGAGGGCGUGGAUUCGAAUCGGCCUCAUCGCAUCAGUGUCCGCAGUGUCACACAAAAUCGCCAGCAAUCCCGUGAUGCCGCCUGUACAAUGAUCAUCGGUCGUGAUACCUCACAUUUGGGUCCAUCAUCGGUUCGUGCUACACACAUAACGUGUUCAUCGGCUGUCAUAACAUGGCUGCCAGCCAACUCCAAUCACCAGCAUGUCGUCUGUGUAAAUAAUGUCGAAGUGCGAACUGUUAAACCGGGUGUCUAUCGUCAUACCAUAACCGGUUUGGCUCCCAGUACACAGUAUCGAGUUACGGUCAGGGCAAAACAUUUGCGCGCUCCCGGUGGCUCGCAGCCAGGACAGGGACGUCCACAAGAAGAAGCUCCUGGAGCCUAUGCCGAUUUCCGUACAUUAACCAAGGGGUUACCGGAUCCACCACAGGAAAUUCAACUUGAGGCUGGUCCUCAAGAUGGUACCAUUCUAGUGACAUGGCAGCCAGUUAAUAGGCCCACAUCAUCGGGGCCUGUAACCGGCUAUUCUGUGUACGCUGAUGGUAAAAAGGUAACCGAUAUCAAUUCACCCACGGGUGAUCAUGCUCUGAUAGACAUUGGUAAAUUGGGUACAUUCAAUCCAAGAGCCGUGACUAUACGAACGAAAUCGCGUGACUCACAAUCGGCCGACAGUGCACCCAUACUAAUACCAAAUUCUGUACGAAAUGCAGUGGGCAGAAGGGGACCAAAUCAAAUGGGCAUGGGUAUGGGUCCACAAUUACCCCAGGGGCCACAUGGUCAAAUGAGUAUGCAGCAGCAAAUGAUGGGCCAGGAUCCAAAUCAAUACGAUCCCAAUCAAAUGCAUCCACAACAACAGCAACAAGGGAUGCAACAGCAAGGAAUGCAGCAACCCGGCCAACAACAGCCAGGACAACAAGGUCAAGCGGGUUACCCACCGGGCCAGCAGCAGCAACGCAUGAUGCGGCCACAAGGACCUCAGGGUAUGCAGCAGCAGCAACAGCAACAACAACCGUAUGGACCUCAAGGCCCCAUGGGUCCACAGCAGCGUUUCCCCGGCCAACGAGGACCUGCCCCUCCGGGUCAAAUGCAACCUGGUGGACCCAUGCAGCAGCAAGGCAUGAUGCCAGGUCAAAUGCCUGGGCAAAUGCAACAGCCCGGCAUGCAAGGUGGCCAAAUGCAGGGUGCUAUGGGCCUUCGAGGUCCGCUCAACCAACAACAGCAGCAGCAGCAACAACAACAACAGCAAAUGCAACAGCAGCAACAAAUGCAGCAGGGCCAGCACAUGCAACAGGGCCAACAAAUGAUGCCCGGCCAACAGGGUCUCACGCCCCAACAACAGCAGCAACAACAAAUGGCCGGACAGAAAAAGCCACGCUAUUUCGUUGCUAUGUUCGACUAUGAUCCAAGCACAAUGAGUCCCAAUCCAGAUGGAUGUGACGAAGAACUGCCAUUCCAAGAGGGUGAUACAAUAAAGGUGUAUGGCGACAAGGAUGCUGACGGCUUUUAUUGGGGCGAGCUGCGCGGUCGUCGCGGUUAUGUUCCCCACAAUAUGGUGACGGAGGUUGAUGAUGGCACCGGCCAAAUGGGUCAAAUGCCUCAACAACCUGGCGGCACUGCACAAGUUAUGCCCGGUCAGGUGGGCACACAACAAAGUAUGCGCAAUGUUAGUCGCGACCGUUGGGGUGACAUAUAUGCGAAUAUGCCGGUCAAACGGAUGAUCGCCCUCUACGACUAUGAUCCGCAAGAGUUAAGUCCGAAUGUGGAUGCGGAACAAGUGGAAUUAAGUUUCAAAACGGGUGAAAUCAUACUUGUGUAUGGUGAUAUGGAUGAAGAUGGUUUCUAUAUGGGCGAAUUGGAUGGUGUUCGUGGCCUUGUGCCAUCGAAUUUCUUAGCCGAGGCGCCCGACACAUAUAGUAAUCAAAUGAUGCAAGGUGGUGGCCCUGCAGGACGCGGUGGCUUGGCCAGUCAAAGGGGCAGAGGUCAAGGGCCGGGUGCUAGAGGACCUCCACCACCGCCGCGCGACAACAUGAUGCCUGGUAUGGCUGGGCCACGUGGUCCCCAAGGAAAGAAUGCUCGCCCUGCUUCCCCUACACUGUUAGACAACACGGGCCACCCUGCCCCCGAUCACCAAACGCAGGGGAUGAUCGGUCGCGCUGGUAAUGUUGUUGGCGGAAUGCAACAACAACAGCAACCAUAUGGUCAGCAACAACAGCAGUCACAACAACAACUACAGCAACAGCAGCAAAUGGGUGGCAUGGGGCAAAUGGGUCAGCAGGGCAUGAUGGGUCAACAGCAAGGCAUGAUGGGCCAACAGCCGGGCAUGGGACAACAGCCUGGCAUGGGUCAACAGGGCAUGAUGGGCCAACAACCGGGCAUGGGACAACAACAGCAGGGCCAACAAAUGGGCCAGAUGGGGCAAAUGGGCAUGCAGCAGGGUCAACAGCCUGGCAUGCCCGGCCAGCAGCAGAUGGGACAAAUGGGUCAGAUGGGCAUGAUGGGCCAACAACAACAGCCGCAGCAACAACAACCUCCCCCCGUAUCACAACCCUCAGGCGGUUUAUUAUCCGGAGCAACUAGCUUACUCUCGGGUGCUACUUCGGCUGCCACCGGUGGUCUAUUUGGUUCGAAACAACCACCGAAACAAGAUCCAAUGCAACCACCAGGUGGUGCGCAGCCAACGCAGCAAGCUUCAACCGGCCUGGGGGGAUUGUUCGGCGGCGGCGCCCAACAACAACAGCAGCAGCAGCAACAACAACAGCCACAGCAGCAGCAACAACAACCACAAGUGCCACCUCAAGGUCAACAGCCACCACCGCAAGGUCAAGGACCCGGUGCCGGUCUGCUGGGCGGUCUCAAAGGUAUCGCAGCAGCGGCGCCGGGCGGUGAAGUGCUGUCGAAAGGUAAAGAUCUCUUUGGCAAGUUCGGCUUCGGUUUUGGUAAAUAACCCCGGUCAUAUUAUAGGUCGUUUUUAUAUAUAUUAUUAAAUUAAUACUUAAUAAUUAAUAAUAUAAUUAUAACAAUAAUAUUAAAUUACUAUAAAUUAUAGAAAGAAAAACAAAUUAAAAAAAAAAAACAAAUACCAAAAAAGACAAGAACAAGAAAAAAUCUUACAAAAAAAUUAUGCAUUCACAAUAAAACAAAUUUUUAAAAAGUAAAACCAAAUAAGAAAACGAAUUAAAAUCCCAAAAAAAGAAGAAACAUGGAUGCAGUUUUUUACAGCACACGUACGCGGAACAUGAUGUUAAGUGCUUCGAAGGCAAUGCCCUCGUUUCGAAAAUGUUUCGAUGCAA
This is a messenger RNA of Musca domestica (house fly), 7796 nucleotides long. RefSeq lists its product as uncharacterized. NCBI's taxonomy places the organism in Eukaryota, Metazoa, Arthropoda, Insecta, Diptera, Muscidae. The record is from RefSeq and is a predicted model, not a curated record. Gene Ontology annotation, biological process: neuromuscular synaptic transmission. Gene Ontology annotation, molecular function: protein binding.